GUAAAAGAAGAUGAAAACAAGAUUGCUAAACAAGGACGGAGAAAUAUUAUUUGAAAAAUAAAAUAAUACAGAAUCACGUUAAACAGUAAAUAUGUCCGGAACUCAUUGGGGAGAAAUACCUAAAAUUCCAAUCGAUGACUUUUUUAUCCCAGAUGUUACGGCAGACAUAGAGAGUUCCAUGUCCGAAUGCUGUUUAAGCGAGUAUGAAGGUGAAACGGAAAAUACCUAUCAAGAAGACAUAACGUUGCCCCCCAUGGACCCGGUAAUGAUGUAUGCUAUAGCAUUGCAUAAAUACGCGGCUAACAUGACAGAAAUGAUUAAAGUAGCAGAGGUAGCAAUUGAAAGCAAAAUCAUACCCCCCGAUACCAGGCCGGUUAUUCCCAAGAUGCCGAAAAUUGAGUUUAAACACAAGCCCAACCCAUUAAAUUUUAUUCCACCAGAUAUGGAGCAAACCAAUGAAGACAUAAAAAUUCCAGAACUAAGUGAAGUAGUUGUAAAAAAAAUAUUGGCAAAAUGUAUUGCUACCAUGUUUGCACACAUAGGGUUCGAAAGUAGUUUUCAAAGUGUGUUGGAUAUUUUGAUAGACAUGUUAGAGAAAUUCUAUUUAAAAGUGUGUGGUCGCUUUGUGCAAGCGUUGGACGAGGAAGAAUCACUCAAGACAGGCGGGUUUCCAAAUGCUCUCGAAAGAGUACUGGUUGAAAGUGGAUUGGGUGGAGUUAAAGGCCUAAAUGAUUAUUACCAAUGCAGAGUGCUGAAAUAUGUUAAUGUGUUACAAAGACGAUGUAAAGAGCUCGAUAAUUAUUAUUCACAGCUGCUCGCGCCCAGGGGUCCACCUCAAGAGUCCGCUAAAUAAACAUCAACGGUACCUAUCCUGUUUCAAAUAACUUUCUUCAAAGUGGAAAAUGAGAUUACCUAAUUGCAGUGAUAUUUUGCAAAUAAAUGUAACA
Cylas formicarius (sweet potato weevil) is the source of this 947-nucleotide messenger RNA. RefSeq lists its product as uncharacterized. The coding region runs from base 92 to 853 and encodes 253 amino acids. Gene Ontology annotation, cellular component: SAGA complex. The record is from RefSeq and is a predicted model, not a curated record. Gene Ontology annotation, molecular function: protein heterodimerization activity; transcription coactivator activity. The transcript has 4 exons. Lineage: Eukaryota; Metazoa; Arthropoda; Insecta; Coleoptera; Brentidae.